Cebus imitator (Panamanian white-faced capuchin) is the source of this 1488-nucleotide messenger RNA. RefSeq names its product F-box protein 48 (gene FBXO48). The coding region runs from base 811 to 1278 and encodes 155 amino acids. The transcript is spliced from 4 exons. The record is from RefSeq and is a predicted model, not a curated record. Gene Ontology annotation, cellular component: SCF ubiquitin ligase complex. Gene Ontology annotation, biological process: SCF-dependent proteasomal ubiquitin-dependent protein catabolic process. Lineage: Eukaryota; Metazoa; Chordata; Mammalia; Primates; Cebidae. Gene Ontology annotation, molecular function: protein binding.
CUACGCCUUGGCUUAGGUGUCUACAUGCUUGGGGGCGCGGCCCCGACGCAAGCUGAGCCUCCCCUCCGCAGCCUGGAGCCGCGGUGACAGCGCUGACGGUUGUUGUUUUUCACUUGUCUGUGUCCCAUGUUCUUGGGCUCCAGCAGCUGCAGCCCGCGCGGGACACAAGGAGGGUGGCCCAGAUGGGACGUGGGGUGAUUAGCCCUGACCCACGGGAUCUGGACGAAGUGUGGCUCCCAGCUCCUCCGACUGCGCUGCCUCCGAUCCAUCCCGCCAAGUGACAGGUGAAAGGGGAACGAGAUUUUACCUCACUUGAGAGAGAAUUCAGCAAAGCUCGGUUUAUAAAGGAGAAAGGGGGAAAAAAAAAAAUGGGAGUCGUUUCCAGGCAUCCAGGAAACUUGGACGUAAAAGAAAGAUUCCUGGUGGGAUUUUGGAACCUCGCCAAGGCACCCCCUGCGAUGAAAUUCAAAAGCCUUCAUUCCCGUUAAGGGAAUUCCACAAGGGAAGGCAUUUGAUUCCCCUAAAGAAGACCUCUGUUGAACACAGACUACAGCUCCAGCCACCACAGCUAAUCUGGAUCAUAAAUCAGCCUCAUGAAUGGGAGCCACCAUGGUCUUGACAAGUCCAGAAACAUAUAGCUGAGUAGUUCAUCUACAAAAGAGAUUUGUGUUUUAUUGAGUUAAAAGAAGUAUUUAGCUCUAUCUCAAACCCCUCCUCUUGCACAACCAACCCCCAUUAUAAAAGGAAGUGCAAAAUGGAAUAAAUUGAUUUUAAGUUACAUGUGAGGAUAAUUUACUAAAACAUUAAGCUAUGCAGAAAAACUCCAAGAGAAGCAAUAAUUCAAGAGUUUCUCACACAGACACGAACUCUGUGGAUGCUAAGAAGGAAAAACAUGAGAGUCAAAACAACUUUGUUGACCUGCUGCCUGAAGAAAUCAGUUUAAAAAUUUUCAGUCAGCUGGACAUACGGAGUUUGUGCAGGGCUUCCUUGACAUGCAGGAGCUGGAAUGACACAGUAAGAAACAAUGACUCUUUAUGGAAACCUCACUGCAUGACUCUAAGAGCUGUGUGCCGAAGAGAAAUAGAUGAUGAUCUAGAAAGUGGUUAUUCUUGGAGGGUAAUACUCCUGAGGAAUUACCAGAAGAGUAAAGUGAAACACGAAUGGCUAAGUGGCAGAUACAGCAACAUUUGUUCUUCCAUUAGCCUACCAGAAAAAAUCAUGUACCCAAUGGAUGCAGAUACAUGGGGGGAAAUUCUAGAAGCAGAACUGGAAAGAUAAGGGGGAAAAAUUCACAAACAGAUCCCAGGUCUUUGAGAGUUUAAAACUCAAAUGACUCUUAGGUUGCAAAAGGAAUAUCUUUAUUUGUUCAUUUUGUUGUUCACCUAUUUAAAAGAAAAGAAAAUAGAAAAUAUUAUAAAAGUAAAGCUUUAUUUUUGUUUUGCACUUUAGUAAAAAAUAUUUUUCUGGUUUUAUUGUAAUGUGGGAAAA